Benincasa hispida (wax gourd) is the source of this 1982-nucleotide messenger RNA. Its product is annotated as RING/U-box superfamily protein. Gene Ontology annotation, molecular function: zinc ion binding. The record is from RefSeq and is a predicted model, not a curated record. NCBI's taxonomy places the organism in Eukaryota, Viridiplantae, Streptophyta, Magnoliopsida, Cucurbitales, Cucurbitaceae.
AACGGAAAAUGGAUAAUGUAACCAUAUCAAACACCUGUCAGAACUCAAAAAUCAGCUCUUCCAAAACAUUCAUAUGAAUGUCAAUGGAAUAGACCAAAACCCCAAUUUUGAUUCUCUUUCCCUCUGCCUUUUCCAUGUUUUUUGGUUAUUUUAUUAUCAGAUUAGAGAGUUUCAAAGAAAACUUGAUACCCCAUUACUUUUUUUUCAAGAAUCAUGGUCUUGUUCCGGCAAUUGGCGUGAGAUAAGUUCUUCAAUGAAAAAUGGCUACUGGGAAGCACAAUCUAGCUGAAGAAGACGGUGGAGACCCUUUGAAGAGCAAGUUUGGUGCUUCAAAUCUCAAAGCUGAAGGAGAUUCAACUGAAGAAAAGUGCCCUAAUUUGCACCAGAAAUUUGAUAAUCUUCCUAUGGAUGGUCCAUCACUUGCAGCUAUGAACUCUGGUGAAUAUUCUGAGAUAUCAAAAUCUUCCCAAAUUCCAGCCCAUUCUUCCAAAAGAGUGGCUUUCUCCCCUCUAUCUUCCCCAAGUUUUUCUAAUGCUGCAUUUUCCCAAGGCGCUUCACCAUCCGAAAGUAAAUCAAAUCCAGAAAGCAUUGGUACAAGCAUGAACUCCCAAUAUGCAAAUUUAAGGUCAGAUGUUGAAAUGUCUCCAAUCUUACCCUGCGAAGUUUCUCGUGUUGUUGCAUCUCAGAGACCUAGAAUAUCGAGGUCGUUAUCGCUUACAAAACUUUUCAACCCCAAAUUGAAAAGAGAAGCAGAUUUAGGAUCCUCAUAUGAAGGGAGCAUAAUUGAACCUCCCAUCCCAACUAGAGACUUGGCUCAAAGGUCGAUGCAUCGUUCCUAUUCUGUACCAUUGAUCAGAGAAGAUGGAAGUGUAUUAUUACAUGGUAAUAUUGUUCGUCCGAUUCCAAUCUCUCCACAAAUUGGCAAAGAGAUCGUUAUGACCCCAUUUAAAUCACCAACACAUCAUAAUGAUAAAAAUAUAGACACUGGUGAACAUAUAUCAGAAGAAGCUGUUUGUCGAGUAUGCUUGAUUGAGCUUGGGAACGGUCCCGAGACGUUCAAGAUGGAAUGUAACUGCAAGGGUGAACUUGCUCUGGCUCACCAAGAAUGUGCUAUCAAAUGGUUUAGCACUAAAGGUAACAGAAUAUGCGAUGUGUGCAGGCAAGAGGUUCAGAAUCUUCCAAUUGAACUGUUACGAGUGCAUGCCGUUCAGACGUACAACUUCCAAGGAAGCGGAACCAAUUCAGUUGCUGUUACUCGAUACAGGGUUUGGCAGGAUGUUCCUUUUCUUGUUAUCAUCAACAUGCUAGCUUACUUUGGCUUCCUAGAGCAACUCCUGGCUCAUAAAAUGGGAUCAAGUGCUCUAGCUAUUUCUCUUCCAUUUUCUUGCAUAUUUGGUCUUCUUGCAUCCAUGACUGCAGCAACCAUGGUAUGGAAGAAGUAUAUAUGGAUUUAUGCAGCUAUUCAGCUUGCUUUAGUGAUCGCCUUUUCUCAUGUUUUCUACUCAAAGUUUCGUAUGCAGGCUAUUGUAGCUGUUCUUCUUGCCACCUUUUCAGGCUUUGGGGUUACAAUGGCUCUUACGUCCGUUCUCGAGAGAAUUCUUCGACGAACAAGACCAUGGGUCGAUCAAUCAACCCAUCAAACUAUGUCAACUAUGCAGCCAGAUGGAUCUUUGACAAUACCGCAUCAGAUGCAAGCAGAUCCUCCACUUGGUCUUCAACGGCGAGUCGAGGAACCGAUGCAGCCUCAAACAGUACGCGAAACCUUGCUCUUGAGCCAAAUUGAUCCUCAUGGUCAAGAUAUUGAAAUGGGAACUUCAGAAGCCAUGCCUCAGAGGCUGACCAUAUCAGUGUGCCAUUGACAGGGAGUUCAAACUAUUGUAUAUGCUUUCACAUUCUGUGUAUUUCAUCCCAUUGUUGCUAUAGACUAUGUAGAUGAUUAAUGUAAAUAAUUUUUCUAUGAGAAUUCUAUAAAUUUAUAUACA